UUUCUGUCUAUGUUCCUUGAAGUUUAGGUAAAAAAAUUCUAGUCUACUCCGAUCGCUGGUAAUCAUCCAUACAUUCAUCAAUUCGCAGCGCCGUGGCAGGUUGUGAACAAGGCGCGGGUGGGGGCGGCGGGCGCGGCGCCGAGACCAUCCGUCGCGUAAAGGUGAAAAUGUCGUCAGUGUCGGCACAAGGCGUGGUGGAGCGUGCGUCGGCCGAACUGUCGCGCCGCAUCACCGGCCUGGGACUGCGCGGCCGCAAACGCUCGCCUGGCGUAGUGGAGCGCGUUGCCAACGCACUCUGCGGGCCCGCCUCCCCCGCCGCCGCCCCGCGAGUCCCUCGCCGUCGGCGACCCUCUCCGCGCCCGCUCGUCUGGGGCCAGUUCGUACUUGAAGAGAGGUUCCUGGACAAGUUCUUCCUGUACUUCACGGCAAGCGAAAGGCGGACGCUCGCGCAGGUGUGCACCAAGUGGCGCGACCAGCUGUACUCGUCGCCGCGCUGGUGGAGCGGCCUGGUGGCGGUGCUCGACUGUCGCGAGCUGCGCUCCGCCACCGGCUGCUGCAUGCUGAGGUUCUACAAUUCGCUAGUUAGAAGGGGUAUCCGCGGGGUGGUGCUAGUCUCGGCGACUGAUGAUGAUAUUAAUGAAUUUAUUAGGCAGUUUCCUAUGUCUAUUCACCAUAUACAUGCUCUAAGCUUAAAAGGAUGCACGAUAACUGAUCGAGGGUUGGAAGCUAUUCUGGAUCACUUACAGGUUCUGUUUGAGCUAGAAUUAACUGGAUGCAAUGAAAUAACAGAGGCUGGUUUGUGGGCAUGUCUAACUCCACGAAUUGUCUCACUCACGCUUACUGACUGCAUUAAUAUAGCUGACGAGGCUGUGGGUGCAGUAGCUCAACUUUUGCCAUCUCUUUACGAGUUCUCUCUUCAAGCUUACCACGUGACCGACGCUGCUCUCGGGUUCUUCUCGCCAAAGCAAAGCGCGUCUCUGAGCGUGUUACGUCUUCAUAGCUGUUGGGAACUCACUAACCAUGGUGUCGUUAAUAUUGUGCACGCCCUACCAAACCUGACAGUGUUAUCACUAAGCGGGUGCAGUAAAGUAACAGACGAAGGCGUGGAGUUGUUAGCAGAGAACCUUCCUCGCUUACGGAGUCUCGACUUGAGCUGGUGUCCACGCGUAACUGACAACGCUCUGGAGUAUAUCGCCUGCGAUCUCAAUCAUCUGGAGGAGCUGACUCUUGACCGUUGCGUACGCAUCACGGACAUAGGAGUAGGAUACAUCAGUACGAUGCAAUCCCUGGUGGCGUUAUUCCUGCGCUGGUGCUCGCAACUUUGCGACUUCGGUGUGCAACAUUUGUGUGGAAUGCGCUCUUUACAGCUAUUGUCCUUAGCUGGUUGUCCCUUAUUGACGUCCGGGGGGCUAUCAAGCCUUAUACAACUACGACAGUUAAGAGAACUAGAGCUGACCAACUGUCCCGGCGCAUCACCAGAGCUCUUCGACUAUUUACACGAACAUCUGCCACGUUGUGUCAUCAUUGAAUGAGCGGACUCUACGAUGCGCUAGCGGAAAGUCGUGGUGUCGUCAAGGAUAUCCCAGUGUGGGCUGGCGGGCAUAAAACCCUCUUCAACACCGGAUUUGUGUUGGCCCUUAAAGGCUUAAAUGUAGAUAACAUCUGAGUCAAAGUGAAAAGUUUUAUAUUAUUUGUGGUGUUUGUCAUUUAACGUUUUCUAAGUCUAUAUUUUGUAUUUUUUUUCCAUCUAUAUACAAUGGAAUGUUGCUGUCUAGUCCAUCUGAUUAUCUUAUUCUAAGGUAUUAUUUUGUACGGUAGCUCAAUAUUUAUUUCUCCUAAGCCGUGUUACAUCUUCUAUUCAUUACAGCUCCAUUGUAAGAUUUAACAUUCACUUUCUGAUAACAUUAUUUUCUGAACAUGCAGUAUUGUGUAUUGCUUACAUGCCAUUUAGAUAUCACUUCUCAUCUUUCAGUAUGACGUCGUAAUGUCUCAUGUUCUAUUCGUUCAAUAUAAACAUCGAGUAUAUAACCAGAAAUAAGAGACGAAAUGUCAUUUAAUUUGUUUGAAACUAUUCUGCCAUAUUUACUGUGACAACUGCGCUCCGAUUGGCCAGCCCGAAU
Messenger RNA from Hyposmocoma kahamanoa, 2120 nucleotides. Its product is annotated as F-box/LRR-repeat protein 16. The record is from RefSeq and is a predicted model, not a curated record. Bases 168 to 1532 code for a protein of 454 amino acids. Gene Ontology annotation, biological process: SCF-dependent proteasomal ubiquitin-dependent protein catabolic process. Gene Ontology annotation, cellular component: SCF ubiquitin ligase complex. Lineage: Eukaryota; Metazoa; Arthropoda; Insecta; Lepidoptera; Cosmopterigidae. The transcript is spliced from 7 exons. Gene Ontology annotation, molecular function: protein binding.